Messenger RNA from Ceraceosorus bombacis, 1256 nucleotides. NCBI's taxonomy places the organism in Eukaryota, Fungi, Basidiomycota, Exobasidiomycetes, Ceraceosorales, Ceraceosoraceae. The record is from the annotation of a GenBank genome assembly.
AUGAUUUCGCCUUUUCUCUCGUUGAGCACCUCUUCCAUCCUGACUUUAUCUUACGUCGGAGGUCUUUACGUAUCGAGCAAGACGAGAGUGGGCACACUAGAUGAAUCUACGGGACUGAAGAGGACGAAAGAUGAUGCAGAUGUGGUCAGGGCUAGAUUGAAAACGAUUGGUUAUGUUGCUGCGGGGAGCGUGGUCUUGACCCUUGCUGUGCUGAGUGGAGCGGAUGAGGGCACGGAAAGAGGCAAAGUGGGUUCGCUAAACAGCCUUUUUGUUGGCCUACUCACACCAUCGCUGAUUUUACAAGAGCAUCCCACUCGUGCUUUAGCAUCCUCUGAUCAGGUGCAUCACCCUGCUCUCCAAGAUUGGACUUCCGCUGCCAUAUCCUUCAAUCCUCACGAGCGCCUUUCCGCCUCUCGACCCACCCUUGUUUUCCUUUCUGCUUACACAAGCAAAACAUGUUCUAUACGGUCUUGGCUUGACAGCAACUUUGUACUUCGGACCGCUCGUCACGUUGGCUUUGGACAAGGAGCUUCCAGGUCAAGAAAACUUCGACUACAAGAGGGACGUGCAAAGUCGAUGGGACAAUGUCUGGGGACUACGAAACUACGUCGUCGUGAGUGUCGCGGAUGCCCUGCUCAAAUUCCGAGGCUGGGAAUGAAGCUUUACGGAGUGCAGCCGUGCAAGACGACUAAUCUGUAAAUCUACCAUGCGCACGUGCACAGGGUCCUCUGACAGAAGAAAUCGUCUUUCGAGGCUGCAUAGUCGGUCUGACAUCAAGCACGCGCAGCAGCACUCUUCUCCACUCCAUCUUUCUGACCCCUUUCUACUUUGCCGUAGCGCACCUGCAUCACGCCUACGAAGUCUGGACGGAUCACGAAUACAGCAUGACCGGUUUGAAAAUCGGCUUGACGCAUGCUACUUUUCAAUUGCUCUACACCAGCUUGUUUGGUUGGUAUGCGAAUUGGUUGUUCGUCAAGAGCGCAUCGCUCGCUCCUAGCCUCGUCGCUCAUGUUUGGUGCAACAUCAUGGGCUUGCCUGCUCCCUUCGACGACGCUGCGCGCUUGGCUGUGCCCGACGCAAAAGAGCAAAGAAGACUUGAAAAGGGUUUGCUCAACAUCUCAAACGAAACGCAAAGAGGAGAUAUUCUCGACGCAUCCAAGGCAAUUCAGAGCAAGCUGAAACGCAGAAAGUGGAUCGUAUGGACAUCUCAUGUGAUGGGAGUGGCAGGCUUUGCAUGGGCCAUCAGGAUGAGUUGA